Molecule: messenger RNA, 15441 nt
Organism: Phytophthora nicotianae INRA-310
Lineage: Eukaryota; Oomycota; Peronosporomycetes; Peronosporales; Peronosporaceae
Exons: 2
Coding region: 1-15441 (5146 amino acids)
Source: RefSeq, a predicted model, not a curated record
AUGGAUCUCGGUUCGUACGAGCAAUACGUGACAUCAGUGAUGUGGCGAUCGGAUACGACGGUGGUGGCAUUCUCAAAGAAUGAGGAUGGUUUGGUUCCUACCAUGGAAUAUGGCAGUCCUUCGCAGCGGAUUGUGGCCGCUGGAGCUGGUCGUAUGGAGAUGCGUGGCACUGUGGAGGUCGGACUGGUAGCAGGGUACAGUGGUGACCUGGGUUUCAUGAUAUGGAGUGCGUCCGUCGAAACUGCGUACCUUACUAGUGGCAUUUUCACAAAUGCUGCCGUCGCGAAGUCAUUGCCAAAGUCGAUCAUUGUUUCUGUUGCGCCUGUAACCAAUAUGCCUGUAACCAAUACGCCGGUGCCAUCGACCACGGUUUAUCCGGUUGCAGAAGCCCCGAGAUUCGUGGCAACCACAGCCGAGCCGUUAACUAUGGAAAAUGCCGCCGCAUUUAUCACGGUGAGCAAUUGGGCACUCGAAGAUGUUGAUGGGUCCGAAGAGAUGUAUCUCCGUCUGCGAUGCAACGCCAAUACGUGGAAGACGGUAUCUGUUGAUGGUACGGAAGUGGGCAUGAUUGUGACAACGGAUGUCUCUACAACGGUUUACGAGCUACUCCCUCCUGGUGUCUAUCGAAACGAGGGAAGCACCGAUCUACACGUGCAAUUAACCCCGCCGUCAUAUUUUUCUGGACCCAUCGACUGCAGCCUGGUAGCGCACUCCAUUGAUCGCAUCGGCCUUCUCGUCUCGGAAGACACCUACGAGACGGCUGUGAGCGUGGCAGUCGUUGCGGAGGCAACGGUGCCUCUUGUUUCGAUUGCGACGACUAGCUUCACAGCAGUGGAAAACGGUGUGAUCGUGUGCGACUCGGUGGCAGCGUCUUUGGUUGACACAGACGGGUCAGAGACGUUGUUCCUGGUCAUGGAUCUCGGGACGUACGAGCAAUACGUGACAUCAGUGAUGUGGCGAUCGGAUACGACGGUGGUGGCAUUCUCAACGAGAGCGGACGGUGUGUUUCUUAGAACGGAAUACGGUAGCACUUCGCAGCGGAUUGUGGCUGCUGGAGCUGGUCGUAUGGAGAUGCGGGGCAGUUUGGAGAUCGGACUGGUAGCAGGAUAUAGCGGUGACCUGCGGUUCACGAUAUGGAGUGCGUCUAUCGAAACGGUGUACCUCUCUAGUGGUAUUUUCACCAAAGCUACGGUCGCGAGGGCGUCGCCAAUCUCGAUUGAUGUCUCUGUCUUACCUGUAGCGAAUACACCUAUGCUGGAUGCCAAGGUCGUGCAACGAGUGGCUCGUUUAGGUGCAGCAGUUGUGCUGUCAAUUGGCACCAUCUCUUUGCGGGACUUGGAUGGAUCAGAGGAGCUAUCAGUCGAGCUGAUAGCGGAUGUUAAGUCGGACGCAGUGACCGUAUUUUUCGACGGACGAGUGCUCCAGGCCAAGCUCGAAUCGAGCCCAACGUUAUCAUCAUUUAAAAACGAGGUGUCUACACCGCAUGCUGUCUACGCACUACCCGUACGGACGUCCACGGACGGCAUCAUGGAUGCCGAGAUUAUGAUAGUAGCAGUGGAUGCACUGCUCACAGGCAUGUUCAGUGUCUUCCUCACGGCAACAUCCCGCGAGCUUUACUACACGAGCACGUCGAGUGCUACUACAGCUUCAGUAGUAAUGUCGGCUGUGGUGGGGUGGGUGGCGGAACCUACUGUUUACUACGGCAAGCCGCUGGACUUUUGGUUUGAAGGACACGAAGACACAGCCAUGUCCAUCCCACUGAGCAGCGUUCGUGAGAGACUGUUGGUCGAUGUCCGAUUGAGCGACGCUAGUGCAAUAGUGUACAGCCACUGUCGACUUGCAUGGGAUAAAGGUCGAGUUCAGGCGGUGUUUGUAGACGAUGAGAGAGUGCCGGUACCUGUUUCCAUUGCCGGCAGCUUCGGCUCACUGGUGUUUGCAGAGUACCAGGAGUUUGCGUUCGACACAUCGGAGAACUUAAGUGUGGUUCCAGUCCAGGGAUACUCUGGUCAAGUGGCCGUCUCUCUGGUAGUUCACGCAUACGCGCCUACGUUGGGCCAAGUGUAUAUGCUUACGGCUACAUUCCGGAUAUCAACGCUUCCGAUGGCAGCUAGCCGCUUCUUCUCAGCGAUGCCGAACGGGUCAGCACCCAUCCACUUCGGGUUCAACCACGAACUGGAUGUGGUGGUGAGCGAGGGUGUCGCAUCGACUGGGGACACAGAAGUAGUGUCGCUCCGUGCUGUAAUGAACGACCCUGGUGCCGCUGUGGUAGCGCAAGACUCGCCGUUCUGGAGGUCCGAACUUACUGCUAUCAACGGUGAUCCGUGGACUCCGAAUACCGUGUUCAUGCUGGACGACGGGAGUGAGUCUUUAAACAGCACCUUGACUAUUUCACCUCCUCGGAAUUUCAUCGGCAGCUUACCCUUGACUUUACAGUCAGUGGCAGCGACGAGCAACUUGGUUCCGUCCGAGCUUGUAGCCGGUGUGACAGUGACCGAAGCAAAUGGGCUGGAACACGCAUGGAUGACGAUCUUAUCGACAUCUAUCGUGGACAUCGUUCUGCCAACGCAGUGGAACCACGCUCAAUCCCCUCGGUUCAGUGUGAUGAAUGCGGGCGAAAACGUGUACGAAGACGAAUUGGGUGUUCUGUGGAUCUCGGAGCUGUCGGUGACAGAGCUGGAUGCCACGGCUCCAGAUGUUAAUGUUUCUUUAGAGAUACUACUACCAGAGAAUUGCAACCUGUCCGUGUCUAUGGAUACUUCGACAAUGUUGGCAAGUGGAAGUCAGACGGUAGACGGUAUGGUAUACACGGUGCUGCCAGCUCCUGUGACUUCGCAGGCUGUAUACUUCGCCGCUGGGUCGACGCACCCGACACACGUGAUAGCGUUUCUCCGCGCGACUGUGUUUGCAUUCAGCAGCUGGAACUGGACGUCGAUCCCGGUGAGUUUGCACUUCUUGACGGUCGCAGAGAAGCCGACGUUGUCGAUUGCGACGACGAACAUGUCGAUCACUGAGGACGGGGUAUUUUCCGGGAUCAUUACGGUGAUGCCAACGAAGGCAGAUCUGUACUACCGCAUUCAAGCGUUUUACCCGUCCAAUUAUAUUUCUCAAGUGGCUAAUGCUAGCUCAAGCACGAGCUGGUCUACAGGUGCUGGAGUCUCUGGUCAUUUGCUAUCGUCGUUUUCGACACAAUUGGGGUCUGGAGUAGGCAAUUCUACGACGAUUGCUUUGUCACUGGUACCUGUGCCGAAGAUUUCUGGAAAUUUGAUGGUGGAUAUAGUGGUGGUGACGUCGACAGUGGAUGUGGCCGAUGAUUUAUUUACGUCUGACUGCUAUCUGCGUGUCAUCAAUAGUUUGGACUUAUUCGGGUGUCUUCCCUUUGUUCAGUGGAAGUCGUUGGCCGUGACGUCCCAGCCGAUUCCUCUCGUAAUUUAUCCGGUUGCGGAAGCACCGAGACUGGUCGUGACGCCCUCCGUUCUAUCAAUCACUGAGAAUGGCGAAGCUUCUGUUACACUGAGCAACUGGACUUUGCCAGACAUCGAUGGAUCUGAGAGAAUGGAUCUCCGACUCCGGUGCACGAACACCGCGUGGCAAAUGGUGUUUGUCAACGACGUUUUAUGCCACGCAUUAGUACACGAUGCAGAUAUGACCACCACUUUUGAUAUACUGCCACUUAAUGUGUAUCGAAGCGAUGGAAGCGCCGAACUGAGUGUCCAACUAAGUCCCCCGUCUUUCUUCUCUGGGUCCAUUGACUGCACCCUUGUGGCGCACGCUAUUGAUCGCAGCGAUGAGUUCGUCUCGGAAAAUACAUAUGAGGCGGCGGUGACCGCGACAGUCAUUGCCGAGGCGACGGAGCCUCUAUUCUCAAUAGCAACAAGAAGUUUCACGGCAGUGGAAGAUGGUGUGAUAGUGUGUGACUCGGUAGCAGCAUCACUGCAGGAUACGGAUGGAUCUGAGGCGUUGUUUUUGGUCGUGGAUUUGGGAGAUUACGAGAAGUACGUGACUUGGAUAACGUGGCGAUCAGAUGAAGUGGUGAUGGCGUUCUCAACGGAAGCAGAUGAUGUGGUUCCUACAAUAGUAUACGACAAGCCAUCGCAGUGGAUUGUGGCAGCUGGAACUGGUCGUGUGGAGAUGCGUGGCAGUGUGGAGAUCGGACUAGUUACAGGGUACAGCGAAGAGAUAAACUUCAGCAUGUGGAGUGUAGCGGCUGAGAAGGUAUAUUUGGUUUCGAGUGUGGCUUCGGAUGUAGCUGUUGCACGGGCGUUACCACUUGAAAUUACUGUUACUAUCAGUCCGAUAUGCCACGUAGCUACUGUGGAGUUGAGCCCAGUAUCGGCAGUGACGAAGCCGUUAAUUGCUGUCCCGAUUCAAGUGAUUGCAUCUACUAUCGACACGGAUGGCUCUGAGAUCAUAGCAGCACAAGUAUCUGUUAAUCGUUCGGCAGUGUUGAGUCUCUAUGGAACAAACUCGUCGGAGAAUUGGCUCACAGAUUCCGAUACAGUCACGCUUCCUCCAGUAUCAACCCAGAGCGUUUUCCGUGUGGAUCAGACGUUUGCGGUCGUCCCACGAGCUGAUUUCGUGGGAUUCUUUACGGUCAACGUGACAAUUAAGACAACAGAGUUGGCGACUGGAGAAGCCACGCUCAAUUCCGUAUUUACAACACUUUUAGUGAUUCCAGUGGACCCCGUUAUCCGUGUGAAUACCUUAUCUCAUGGGUAUUGGAACGAAUUCGUCCAGCUGCCGUUCCAGAGACUCGAUAUACAACAGGAAGAUGUCAGUCGUGAAAAUCUACUGCUUUACGCGGAGAAUAGGACUCAGAUCGCAGACGUUUACGCUGGCAUCAAGCGGUUGGUACCAGUUAAGCUAGGGGCCGUCGACGUCUACGUGGUCCCCUACACUCUACGCGAUGUGGUUAGCGUACGACCGCGUCAGUAUUGGUACGGGUACAUGAAACUAUUCGCUAUCAUGACGACCGUGGCGUUCGAUAUCGACUCGACAUCUAGUCAAACGGCGUACCAAGGCACUGGAAACGGUAUUGCGAUCAUAGAUUUACCCGUGACAAUCCACCCGCGACCGGUCUCGCCGUCAUACAGUCUUGUUUCAUCGUCUGAUGUUGCAGUGUCCGGGAAGAUUAUUUUUCUGAUGUUUAACAGUGUUCUUCCGUACGACGCAUGGGGCAGUUCGACCGGAGAUAUGGCGACUCAAUUGGCACUCACUCCUUUGCGUAUCAUGGACGCUGUAUUGGUUAACCGGUCGGUGGUUGCGAGUAACGCAGCCGUACGUGGAGUCGGAGAGUAUGGAGUAUACUCGAUGAGUAACAGUUGUGGUGAAACACACGUACACGUUAUCGUGGAUACGGUAUCUUACUACACUGGGACACUCUUAACGACUGUGGUAACUAACACCUCGGACGUGCUUCGACAGACGACAGUAACAAACGUUUCUAACAGCAAAGUGGAGCUGAUUGGAGAAGCUGAACGAGGAACGCUGGGCUUUGGUAAUGCCGUGCGUGUGUUCCACGUUGCAGACAACCAGAACGUGACGUUCCGUCUUGCAGACUUUGGAUUGAUGAGUGAACUGACUGAUCUAGUGAGUGUACAAGUAUUUAUACCUGAUAACGCCGUUGACGCUGUGGCUGUAGGAUCGACGCAGUUAAGUGGGGAAAAGGAGGCACAGUGGGGUGCAACGAUGAGCUUUGGAGAUUUACGGUAUGAACUUUACGGAGACAAGAGUCCUGUAUGUUUACCUGCAGUUGAGCCGUGUCUACUUAACCGAAUUGUGACGAUAUCACCACUUAAAUAUGCAACACAGACGUUCAACAUUACCAUGAGGAUCACGUCCACAGUAUCAGCGAACGACAAUUCUUUUAGCUCACUGUCGACCGUCACUACCAUCGCAAGAUGCCGAGUGGUGGUGGCUCCUGUACCAAAUGCCCCAUUACUGGUGUUGAACAGUACAGCAGUGACGAUGCUGGAGGACGUGGCUGGAGCGUUCAUAAUCGUUGAGGCUUCUACACCCGAUCGAGAUGGAUCGGAGAUAAUUGAAGUGGAGAUGAACUUCGACCCAAUUUAUCUCGACGCAGUUCUGGUGGAUGGAGUGGCGGUAACGACGCCUACCGUCGCAGGCCCUAUCGUGCUUAUUCCUCGCCGUUAUGCUGUCUUUAACAUAGCAAAUCGUAUUGUAUCUCUUGCCCCUCGUCGAAAUUUGGCCGGGAACUUCACGGUUCAAGUCGCUGUCACGAGUACCGAACGAUCAACAGGUGAGAGUAGUCGAGUCUCGACGAAUGUAAAUGUGAACAUCGUUGCCGUCGCGGACGCGCCAGUGCUUCGUAUCGGCACGUCGGAUAUUCGUGUGAACCAGAAUACCUCCGCUGAGCUCAACAUAACUUCAGUGGGUCUAACAGAUGACGACAAUUCCGAAACUCUUCGUCUUGUGGUGAUCGAUCCAAGUGGAAGAGCUCUCAAGACUGUAGAAGUGAUCGGUGGCGAGCCGUUCGUGAAAGACAGUACUUCCAGUAAAUUUGUGCUGACUUCAGUGCACCUUACAACUCUAACACUUCGACUCACUACGAUUGGUACGUGGUUCGGCUCAACGCAGCUUCAGAUCAACGCCGUAUCCCGAGAGUCAAGUAACGGUAACGAGUUCACGACGUCGACUAACGUAACGUUUACGGUACACCCCGUGGCUGAUACACCGACGCUUGUGGUGGAGAAUACUCGUGGACAAUUAAAUAAGACGACUCGGAUUGGUCUUUUGUCAGUGGGUAUUCCAACUGAUACAAAGUUAAACGCGACGUCGUUAACGGUGUAUUUACUGCCACGAUCGAGUGACGUUAUAGAAGUAAAGUGGCAGUCCCAAGUGUUGUUAUUAACUUUGGCAGAUGUAUCGCCUUCUGCAGUUUACAGACUCCCGUCGAACAGUACAUUGCAACAUCCUACGCUUACUGUAAGUACCGCCAAAUGGGUGAGUUCGGUAAGCUUCGAGAUGGUGGUCGUUUCAUCAAUUAGCGCAUCUAGUACGAUGCAGCGUGCGUCACAAGUUGUUACGGUGACAUUCGGAGCGAUUCAGCUAUCCGCGACGAGUUUCAGCCUUACGAAAGGUACUUCGGGGACGCUAUCGCUAACGAUGCUUAGCGCGCCAUUGAAUCCCGUAACUGUAACUCUAAACAGUACUCUAACCGCAAAAGCAAUUACUGUGCCCACGAUGGCUACAUUUACUACGACAGACUGGAAUGUUACCAAGAUCAUCCAGAUCCAAGCGUUGAAUAACUAUCUCGAAGACGCGAAUGCUGUUGCUACGAUCACUGGAACAACAACGUCGAAUGAUACAGUAUACUCUGGCUACUCUAUACCGAACGUAACUGUGGAUGUUCUUAACGAUGUCUCCGGCUUUGCUGUUUAUCAGGGAAGCUCGAAAACUACUACUCCAGCAUUAGUCGUCGCGGAGGGACGGGUCUUCACAGACACGUACAACAUCAUACUGCGAGCACAACCUAACGCAAAUGUGUCAGUACUAUUCACUGCUUCUCUUUCGAUUCUUCUGGUAUCUCCGACAAAUAUCACCUUCACAACAACAAACUGGAACGUCUCGAAAGCGAUUACAGUGGCAGCGGACGAUAAUUUUGUGGUUGACGGUGAUAGAACGGCGACGAUAUAUUCUGCUGUAACGAGUACAGAUCCACUGUACGCCACCAAGACGAUCGGUCCUGUGACCGUCAAGAUCGUCGAAACGAAGGACAUUACGCCUCCUCCAAAGGUGCUAGAUGCUAAGUUCUUAGACACAGCUGUCGGUCUUACUAUCACGUUCGACCGAGCGGUUGAUCGAACGACACUUACAGCCGAUAAUUUCGCCUGCAACGUACUGUUUGACCUCCCUUUAGCGACGGAUUCGACGAAUUACUGUGGUGUAUCUCCAUCGUGUACGUGGCUGACAGGGUCCGCGUCGAUCCGAUUCUCCACUGCGACCGCAGCGCUAGCAGCACCGACGACGACAGUGAUGAUCAGUGCGCCGGAUAAGCCUCCACAGCCACAGGUGCUAGUAACCGGAGCCACUUCUCUUGGUAUGUGCGACGACCUCGUGCUAGACGGUUCUAGUUCUUCAGGAUCCGGCGGCCGUCCGAUGACGUACACGUGGAUACUACUUAACACUACAAACGUGACUUCUGUCGCUGUAAACGCCGUCACAGCUCUACUAACGUCCGCUGCGACCACGAACAACGUCACGAUAAAGAUGAGUGCAUCUUUACUGGAAGCGGAUGGCACGUACUCGCUUAUCCUUCAAGCCAAGAACUUCUUCGGUAAAACAGGCAACUCGAACGAGAUCCUCGUUAAAAAGUCCGGAAUGGCUCUUCCGGCUGUGUCUAUCAAGGGUGGGAACUUACAAAGAGUUUAUCGUGCGAAUGAACUGGUGAUCACUGCUACUGCCAGCUAUCCGUCGUGUUCUGAGUCGGUGUCAACAGAUACUGAUGCUUCAGUAUCAACCGGUGUGAACAUGGCGUUCACGUGGCUUCAAGUGACGGGAGAUCUGACAUCUACGCAAUUCAAAUCGACCAGUCCGAACCCGCGUAUUCUCAAGUUACCAGCUAGGACUCUAACCGUGGGGGUGGGCUACGUGUUCCGGCUUAUAGUGGCCAUGACAUCCAACCCUAAGGUGAACAACAGCGCCGACGUACAGAUCAACGUGGUGCGUACAGACUUGACGGCGUUGAUAGCGGCGGGAAACAGAUCGAUCGGCGUGGAGCAGGAUCUGGUGCUGGAUGGAUCGCUAUCCGUCGAUCCAGAUGGCAUUCAAAACUCGGUAUCGAUGCAGUAUUCCUGGACGUGCUGGACGCUACACACAACUACUCAAGUGUACGACGUUGCAUGCUUGACUGCCACGAGAGAGACUUUAACGCUCGACUCAAAGGCGAAGAUUACUGUGGCUGCCAACACGGUGAACCCGAAUACGGUGUACAAGUUCGCUCUAACCGUAUCCAAAGACACUCGAACAAGCAGCACUAGUGUGUUUAUAACCAUGACGCCUGGAUCUCCACCUCAAGUUUCAAUCGAACCAUUAGGCUCCGCGAAGGUAAAUGCUAAUGACCGAGUGAUCCUCAAAGGAAAAGCAGUGUCUAAACUCCCGCUUACUAAGACGGAAUGGACGCUGGUGGGGGCGUCGGACGCUACGAUGAGCUCCAUCUUCGCCGUCCCUCGUGGACGUCUGAUGAUGCUUCUAAGCGAGGGAAAACUUACACCCGGAGUGUCGUACAAGUUUCAACUUAAUGCGACGGAUUCCUCCGGACAGACAGGCUCAGCGAUGAUUACAGUCGUUGCUAACUCACCUCCUAGCAGCGGAUCACUAACUGUAACGCCAGCAAUUGGUUACGCUCUUGAAGACACAUUCUCUCUACUCGCAAGCGACUGGGUGGACGAGGACUUGCCGCUUAAGUACACGUUCAAGUACAUUAAAGGUGCUACGUACUCUGGAGAGAAUGAGAUCGCGUUGGGAGCGUCUGUACCGGAUGCACUCUUUCAAUCACAACUUGGACAAGGAGGAGGUGACAACAACACCGUCACGCUUGUAGUGUACGUUCAAGACGCACUGGGAGCAACGACGCGAGUGACCAAGGAGAUCCAAGUCAAACCGAUGGUGGUAGCUGCAGCGGAUCAGGCGGCGUAUCUGGCGAACAAGACGAACGCAAUAAUGGCCGAAGCGCUAUCUGGGGAUCCAGGAAAGGUACUUAACACUAUCAACGCGCUGGCAGACAUGGUAAACGGGAAGGAGGAGAUAGCAAACGGAACGACGGGAAAUGUGUCGACCCCUGCUACAACCAUGAAGAGCUGUCCGACUUCCAAUUACGUUGAGUGUGGCGGAAAGGGAAGUUGUGCACGAGAGCCUACAGGAUGUUUAGCUUCGAAUGUGGAUUGUAUCGUCACGUGUGUGUGUUUUAGCGGAUAUUAUGGUGACAACUGUGCGCUGGAUGAGGCGGCGAUGGCAGCGAAGAGUGCGGCGUUAGCGACGCUUCUCGGUGCGAUGACGAAGGCCUCAGCGUCCGUAGAUGUUACAGAUGUGGCGGCGUUGGAGCAACAGGCAGCAAGUGUGGUGACAUUGACUAAGAGCGCCACUAUCCUUGACUCAAACUCGCAGAAGUUGGUAUUGAACGUUAUGGACAACAUCUUGGCUGCCCCCGUGCUCACACCGGCAGCGACGGCGGCGGUGGGCAACACCAUCUCCAACCUUCUAGAGAUCGAUAACUCAGGCGCAAAGACGACAACGCCAGCAUCAGCAACGAUGAAGAGCCCAACGUCGACGCCUACGACCACUACUAAGACUCGACGGUUGACUGAUUCGAGUGGAGAUUAUAGCGGCGGUACGGACGCUGCAGUCGGAGACAGUGAUACUAGCUCCUCCGUCGGGAGUACGUCGAGCUCAAGUGGCAGCACGAUUCCGGACGAAUUUGCGGCUGAGAAAGCUCACGCUGCCCAGGUUGCCAGCACUAUUGGGAAGUUGCAGACGGCUAUGCUUUCGUCUGCAGUCGCAGGCGAAGAACCGGUCACUCUAGUUACCAAGAAUCUUCGCCUCGUAGGAGCUCGUGAUACAGCGUCUCAAUUCUCCAACGGACGAACGGUUCAACUUCCACUCAGUGCUGCUCAGAUCGCAGCUAACUACACACCAGCUUCCACAACAUUUCCGACGGAUUUCGCGACAUAUCUGAAGAGCGGGACGAACGGCAGUAUAAGUGGCUCUGGAGCCGACGAAACAGACGAAGACGACCCGAUUGUGGACUUCCAGUCCAACGUCUUCGCUAGAAACCCAUAUGCGUUCGAUAACACGUCGAUUAACUCGCGCGUCAUGACAGUUAAAAUGAGUAGUAACGGCGAAGAGGUCGCAGUUCACGGUCUGCAGACUCCGUUCCGCUUGUUUAUGCGAAAUCUUUUGCCUGUCACGUUGCCGUCGAACGAUACUGCUGGGAACACUACUGCGUCGUCUAGCGAGAGCGGCAAUAAUAGCUCGAAUGGUGCACAGCGCUACACGUUCUACUGCUUGGAAGACACCAUUGAUGUUAAGUAUUUCAACUGUACGGCCAUUGAGGAGCUUAUGACCGUGCAGUGCAAUGGUUCAAGCUAUGCCGGUGAAGCUACGUGUCCUGUACGUCAGCCGUCGUGUACGUAUUGGGAUACAACAGCCGGAACGUGGUCGUCCGAUGGCUGUCAGGCAGUAGGAACCACAGAUGACGGCCUCUACACGAUCUGUGAGUGCACGCAUCUGACCGAUUUCUCCUCUGAAGUUACGCAGUCAUUGAGUCUCGUGACGGAGCAUUUCAUGAACGUCGUAACCCACCAGGUUACGGCCGAGGACGUGGAGGAGAACUUGCUUCUUAUAUUGACUAUGACUGGCUUCUUCCUCUUCUACGUUGUCUCAGUCUUCUACGUGAACCGCUGGGACUAUCGAGACCGUCGUAAAGCGAUGCGAGCGACACGGCAGAUGAAGAGAGGCGCUGCACCUCCUGAUAAGCUCAAGCUGCGGUCUCUGUUCCAGGAACCAGAGUAUUUGCAAGCCAAGGACUGGCGCUCCAAGCUGCGCGCGGUGGUCGUAGGCUUUGGACGCGGACUGAAACUAAACCACAAGCUGCUGUCCAUCGUGUUCAGAUACAACGAGAAUUACUCUCGCGCGCAGCGACUGACGGUCGUCUUCACUCUUGUUGCCAGUCACAUGUUUGUCAACGCGCUGCUGUAUCAACUCAAGAAAGGGCCGAAGAGUGUCGGAACGUCCGUCGUGUGUGCAGUAAUCACUAUGAUGUGUCUGCUUCCGGUGGGUUUUGUGCUCAUGAUGAUGUUCAAGAAGGCCGGGCGGACGCAGAAGUACCUCAUCCGAUAUCAGGUAGAAGACGACGUCGGGAACAUCGUGGAAGUGGAGACAGAUGCCUACGGACGCGCGAAGGAGUACUCCCCAGCUGAACAGCUCUCUAUGGACCUAGCAGUCCUUGCCCGCGGUGUCGAUAUGAACGCUUUACGACUGGUACACGACAAUCUGGAGCAGCAACAAGGUCUUGAGACUCGAAGCGGUCAAGUGUGUCGCGGUAUUUUCCUGGCGUUGUAUAACCGGGAUGUAGACGCGAAGCCGCCAGAACAUCACGAAGGAGACGUCGAUGACGACCCACUGGCUGGAGUACUAGUGCAGAUCAAGGCGCAUCUAAGAGAGCAGAAAACUCAGUCGCACAAUGAGGAUACGCACAGACAAAGCCGUCUUCUGAGCGCCUUACCGUUUAAACGGCACUCUUCGGAAGCAGCGCCAUCGGCAGAGUCUGUUACGGAUAUACGUGCUGGAAUGAUGCCGCCGGCAGCUCCAGUACUGGUGGAUCUGAAGCGUAUCGAUGAGGAGGAAGAAAAGAUAGUUGUGACAGAGCGUAAGGCGCUCGCGUUGAGUCAAUUGUGCACCAUGAUGAAGCGGCAAGGCGGCGAAGCACUGAUCAAUAGUAUGCUGAAGUUUGACCCCCUGUUGGUAUCCGCGGCGUCAGCUAAGUCGAUCGCUGCCAUCUGCGAACGCCUGGACGUUCUCGAAGAAGAGGAUGAAGACGACGUUAAUGACGAGAACACAAACCCUCAAACGAGCGAAGAAGAAGCAGCAGCAAAAGCUGUGUUGGCGUUGCAAGCGUGGCUGGUUAAGUGCAACGAGUCUUGUGAAGCGCAGCAGACGAACGCGCGUGUGAUCGUGUCCAAGGCACAGGCAGAACUGGAGCGUACCGAGACUCAAUUGAAGAAACUACGCAACGCCAUUGGCAACGAGUUCGACCGCCGUAUAUCUGAAGCCAUGGCGAUCGAACUCAACGGACCGAACGUCAACGAUCUACUCGACAAGAGCCGACAGAGCGUGCGUCGUGUAGCCCGUCGACGGCCAAAGGACCAGAAGGCGGAAGCAACUCUACGAGAGGAUAAACGCCGUAUCACAGUGACUAUCAAGAAGGACACCCAGGCCGUUCUCAAGGCCAAUCAAGCGCAACUCGUUGAGAAGCGCAAGGCCAUUAAGAAGGCGAAACAAGCCGCUAGAACGGAGCAGCGGCGACUGAAGCGUGAGCGCAAGCACGAACAAGACAAGAUACUUGAAGGAUUACGCGGAAUCGCACGGCUUAAGAAGCGUCUGCGACUGUACUUAGAGGCCCGAGAAGAACGCAAGAUAGCGGCGCUACCACUUCAUGAACGCCAGGCGUAUUUGACUGAGAAGGAGCAACUCAAGAAGAUCCAACGCACGUCCAGACUGCUGUACAACGCAUUCUUGCGACGCCAGCCAGCGCAUCAAACUAAGCCGUUGCUGCCGGAAUGGGUCGUGUACUUGUCGUACACAAUCUGCGGCGUCUGGAGCGCCUGGUGCGUCUACUUCGUGCUCAUGUUUGCCUUCACUAUCGAUCAAGUGGAAGCGCAACUUUGGGUGACGUCUCUGCUCUCAGGUUUGGCGCUUAGGUACCUCAUCUCGGAUCCGCUCAAAGUGUUCUUCCGCAUGGGUCUUAUGCCUAUCGUCGCGGCUGGAGUUCUUGCCAACUCGGGCUUCUUUAGCGCUCUCAGCUCGGAACCCUUGGCGUUCGGAGCUGCUGUAGUCGCGGUGGGUGCCGGCAGUAUGGCUGAGUAUGUGGAGAAGAAUCGACGGGAACGUCGCAGCCAGCGCAAACUUUCCAAAGCGAACUCGACGAAACUAGUGCCGGUGAGUACGGCAGAAGAAGAGAACAGUGCUGCAGAAGGUGAACCAGUUCACGUAGACAAGGUGGUGGAGAUGGGACGCGUGGACGCAAACGACAGCGGAGACGACAGUGAAGAAGAAUCGGAGAGGACGAACGACUCGUUCAUAGACCUCACCCGGCUCAGCGUGCGCGACAGCGUCUUCAAUCAACCUUCGCACGGACCGCCCAAGCUUGCAGUCAAGAAAGGCCCACCCGUUGUGAUGCUGCGGUCGAGUGGGGCAGUCAUAGCUGAGCCACCGCUGACUGAGUGUGCGUCGGCGGUGCCGGUGGAUCUUACACGAGAGUGCGCGUGUGGCAUGAAGGUGUUGGAUGCGCAAUGGACUGAGCAUGAAGCUGCACACCCCUCGUCUGAAAUCGUAAGGUGCCGUGUUGGAUGCGGGAGAUCCAUGCAGGCUCGAGGACGUGACGCACACGAGCGCAGCCACUGCCGACUGAUCAUGUGUGACUGCGGCAAGAUGGUGCCGACUCCGUCACUGGAGCUGCAUCGCACUGCCGUAGAUGCAAACGACGGUGUGCUGUCACCUGGUGUCGUUCCUGCGGACCGGGACCCGGUCGUUCCGUGUAGACUACCUGGUUGUGCAGCGAGUAUGCGUGCGUCUCGCCGUGAUGACCACGAGAAACACGACUGUUUGUUUCGACUUGUACCGUGUCGGCGCUGUGGCGUCGAAAACCUCGCCGGGGAGAUGGAUACGCAUUUGUCUCGUGAAUGCACGCAACGACGACAGUCUCAACUGACGCUCUGUGUGUGUGGCAAGAUGGUCAGGAGAGGCUCGAUGGAGACGCAUCGGACCAACGAAUGCAGUCGAAGAGAAGCUACCAGCGACGAAACUGUACAGAGAGCACCAUCACUGUCCGUUCUGGUGGAAUGUAGACUACCGGGUUGUACUGCUCGCGUGGUCGAGACGCUGCGAGAGAGUCAUGAACGUGACUGCAGUUUCCGUCUAGUCACGUGUCCGCAGUGUUCAACUGAGCAUCCUGCAAUGAAAAUGGAGCAGCAUUUAACCGGGUGCACUAAAAAAACAGAGCCUCAACCGAUUCUCUGUGCUUGUGGAAAACUUGAGACGAAGGAAGCUGCGCACUGCUGUACAGAAAGGGGUUCGGCUACAAUUCAGCCACAGGCUUUACUCGUAGUGUGUCGCCUUCCUGGAUGCAACGCACGGAUGCGAGCAGCACUUCGCGAAGCUCACGAACGGCACGAAUGCGCUCACCGCAUGGUGACAUGCAUUAAGUGUGGCCAGGAGCGACAUGCAGCAGACAUGGAGACGCAUCUGUUGGGCGAAUGCGUUCUGCAGAAUACUCAGCAGCCAGUAAAGCGACCCGUGAGUGCGUUUGAACCGCCUACUGACGCCGUGCUCAAUAUCAGCAAGAGAACCAUUGAAGUUCCUCCUAGUCCCAAAAAGAAGACUACAAGACUACCUGCGAUCACUACUGUUAUCGACAGUGAAGCUUCGACUUCACCGACUUCCCCUACAAUCGCUAGUCAAACAGUUAGUGUACUACCUGGAAGUGUGGAGUCGACGGAUGAAGCUUUGAAGGGCGAUCAGAUGUUCUCUCGACGAGAUACACAUACAGCAUCGCGAGCCACUACAUCCCGUUCUGAUGGAGCGUCUUCUAUUGGUAGAGCCCAGACCAAGCCACAGUUUUCUCCACGACUCGAGAAUGACUUGUUGGGUCAUUGUGUUCAGGACAGGGACCAUCAAAGUGACAUAAAACCUGGUAAUUGCACCCGUUAG